AUGACGGUGCUCAGCACCAUCGUGGGCGUGCUUCUCACGGCCACGGUGGCUCAAGGAGGGAUCUACCCGGACGACCACUGGGAGCACGCGACGGAGCUCACGGCGGACACCGCAGACGCGUGGGUGCAGGAGAAGGUGGACGCCGGCAAGACGGCCCCGGCCUGGAAUGAAGUCGCUGCCAAGUUCAAGGGCAAUCCUGAUGUCGCGUUCGGGGACGUGUGCCUCUCCAAGAACCAGGUCAGAAAGAUCCACGGGGUGGACCAGAGCCCCGGCGCAGGUGGCUGGCCCACCGUCCGCAUCUUCAACAAAGAGACGGGGUACGGGGGGAAGGCCUACGAGAAGAAGACGAGCCAGGCCAUGUGCGACGAGCUGGGCCCAAAGACGGAGUACAUGCAGCAGCUGGUGGAGGAGUACGCGACCCUCUGCAGCAUCGAGGACACCAGCAAGGGUUGCACCGACAAGCAGAAGGACUUCAUCGCCAAGUGGGCCGAGAAGCCCCUGGACGAGAUCAAGAAGCAGCACGACCGCCUCUCUAAAAUGGUGGGUGGCGACAUGAAGCCAGACGCGAAGCAGUGGGUCAAGCAGCGCAUCAACGUCUUCAAGCAAGUGGCCAAGAGCAAGCACAGCGAGGCGGGCCCACAGUGGCGGCGACUGGUCACACACUUGUGGCGCGGGUGGCCCCAGCCUUUAGUGAUGGAGGUCCCGAGAUGGCCGCUCUGGAGACCUUGGCUGAUCUCCGUAGAUGCCUUCGACUGGGGCAUCACGUCUCGCAGAGGCGCGGCGGUGCCAGCCGAGAGGGUCCAAGGAGGGAUCUACCCGGACGACCACUGGGAGCACGCGACGGAGCUCACGGCGGACACCGCAGACGCGUGGGUGCAGGAGAAGGUGGACGCCGGCAAGACGGCCCCGGCCUGGAAUGAAGUCGCUGCCAAGUUCAAGGGCAAUCCUGAUGUCGCGUUCGGGGACGUGUGCCUCUCCAAGAACCAGGUCAGAAAGAUCCACGGGGUGGACCAGAGCCCCGGCGCAGGUGGCUGGCCCACCGUCCGCAUCUUCAACAAAGAGACGGGGUACGGGGGGAAGGCCUACGAGAAGAAGACGAGCCAGGCCAUGUGCGACGAGCUGGGCCCAAAGACGGAGUACAUGCAGCAGCUGGUGGAGGAGUACGCGACCCUCUGCAGCAUCGAGGACACCAGCAAGGGUUGCACCGACAAGCAGAAGGACUUCAUCGCCAAGUGGGCCGAGAAGCCCCUGGACGAGAUCAAGAAGCAGCACGACCGCCUCUCUAAAAUGGUGGGUGGCGACAUGAAGCCAGACGCGAAGCAGUGGGUCAAGCAGCGCAUCAACGUCUUCAAGCAAGUGGCCAAGAGCAAGCACAGCGAGGAGCUCUAA
Prorocentrum cordatum is the source of this 1389-nucleotide messenger RNA. The record is from the annotation of a GenBank genome assembly. Lineage: Eukaryota; Dinophyceae; Prorocentrales; Prorocentraceae.